Molecule: messenger RNA, 2512 nt
Organism: Orussus abietinus
Lineage: Eukaryota; Metazoa; Arthropoda; Insecta; Hymenoptera; Orussidae
Product: coiled-coil domain-containing protein 13
Exons: 11
Coding region: 111-1997 (628 amino acids)
Biological process (GO): non-motile cilium assembly; cytoplasmic microtubule organization
Cellular component (GO): centriolar satellite
Source: RefSeq, a predicted model, not a curated record
UGCUUGCUAUAAUGGCAAAAACCAGAACUGUCUCGACUUGUAUCGACCGAGAAAAUAUUCACGUGUAGUACGCAUGUAAGGUUAGUUUCAUGACGUAAUAAGAUGCAGAGAUGUUUCCAAUUGUAAUUGGAAUGAUCGGAAUUCACGAAACUGGCAGAGAGGAUACCAGUAGGCGGUGUUUUAAUUUUGAGCAUGAAACAUAUUCCUACUCUGUUACAACGGUUACAACCAAAAUGUCAAAAGCGAAGGAUACGGAUAUGUCGGACUUGAAAACACGAGAAUCUUCGUUUCCCUUUGAAGAUAACGUAAAAUUCACAGAUCUCUUUGAAGAUGAAAUACCGGGAGACUUUGUUUUCCCUCGAGGACUCAACGAGUCACUUCGAGAUCAGAUUCAAAAUUUAAGACUUAAGAAUUCAUGCCUACGUCGUGCCUUGGACAAGACCGAAGAAGAAUUAAAAAAAGCCCAAAGCGAAUCCAUUCCGGAGGUCACGCAUGAUAUUGGAAAAUGUUGCGAAUUGACCACUUUAAAAAUCGUGGAGAUGAGUCAAAAGUACAGAGAGCAAGUGACAGAGAUCGAGGUAUUAAAAACAAAAUGCGAAUCCUUGGAAAAUAAAUUAUUAAUCAAAGAAGCAGAAUUGAAGAGUAUGAAGUUCAGGCCUGAGGGAAAUUCUCAAGAAUACUUGGAUCCUGCCAAAGAAAGACGAGAAUCGGAAGAACAAUUAUUAUUAAAGGAGGACCAAAUCAGGCAGCUUAAAGAGAAACUUCAGCAGGUGAAUGCAAAAUUAUGCGAGACUAGGAGCACCUGCACUUUGCUGAAACAGGAAAUUAAUAAAGCACAAAAGUUACUCUGCAGCGAAGUUGGAGAAAAUGUGACAAUAGCGAGUCUGUCCAAUCACCCAGGUGGGUGGAGAGGUAGAGCCGAACAAGUACAACAAUUGCAACAAAAAGUCUCCGAUCUACAAGCCAGGUUGAACAAAUACGAGAGAACUCCAAAAGGAUCCUCCGCAUCCAUGGAGCAAAGAAACUUAUCGAAUCUUUGCAAUAUGGAGAAGGAGAGGAGACAGCAGCUAGAAAAUUCAGCAAGAGAGCUGAGGCAAGCCGAAGUCGCUUUGGAGACAUAUAAGAGGAAGCUCGACGCUUCGAAAGCCAGGAUAAAAGUUUUAGAAAACGACCUCAACAAUGCAAAAGGAAAUAUAAUACUGUUGAACGAGAAAAGGGCCCACGACGAUCAGCUCAUCGACGCUUUAAACGCUCAAUUAAGAGCUUUGGAAGCUCGGUAUCAGGAUCGCGAGAUGGAUUUUCGAAAUCAGAAGGAAAAACUGGAGCACGAAUGCAUAGGACUCAGAAACGAUAUGAACGCCGCGUGUUUGAACCUCGAGCAGACUCGAAAGAGACUCGAAGAACGUGAGAUCGAAAUCUGCAAAUUAAGAAGUAGUCACGGAGUGACCAAAUCGCAGAAAGUCUACAAUGAGAUGACAAGAGAAAUUCGAGAAAGUCCUGUAAACACUGCAAGAAGCUGCAGAGACCAGAACGAAUACGUCACUCUGAGCAUCGCAGCUGAAGCUGAAAGGGAGAGAUUACUGGAACUGAUUACCGUACUAAACCGCCGACUAGAUAAGGAGAGGAACGAUACCGAUGAAAUAUCGGAGAUGCUGCGACUGGAGCGCAACAGAUCAGCUAAACUGAAGUCAAAGCUGCAAAAGUUGGAGAUGGAGCGAGUGGGAAUUGCCAAGGUCAACACUGGAUAUCGGUCCAGGUCUUUGAAGUCGACUUCCGGGGUCUCGAAUGAAAAUCUUAACGAGCAAGCUCGUUUCAGGUUGGAGUUUCUCCAGGAGGAGUGUCUCGCUCUUAAAACCAGACUCGCCACCAUUGUCAAGGAGAAGGCCGUCGAUCUGGCUUCUUACAAGGUGAUGCUGGAUCAGACCAGAAAGACCUUUCAAGAAGCUUGCAGGGGAAAGCUACCGACCGGAGGAUGCCAUUCCACCGUCACUAUCUGAGAAACUCCGGAUCCUACCUAAGGAAAACUGCGGAGGGAAGUGGAGCUCGAAAAGUCUCUUAAAUUUUCUUUAGCGAUCCGUAAUCGCAGGCCCGAUGAUGUAAUUAGGAUCUUCCGUCGAUAAGGUGCAUCGCUCGUGCGUGGGCGUCGCUUAGAAAUUUCUUUUUAUAUAACGUGUUUGCUCUGGAAUUAGUUUACGACGUCGCGAUAUCACGCUCUCGUUCCUGCGCCGUAAAUUCCCUCCGAGAAUUAGGAAGACCAACAGCGUGACACCGGAAAACUCUCGUCAGUAUUGUACCACGACUAUUGACCGACGUUCUGUAAAAGUCACCAAUGGAGAGGACUUCGAUAAACAAAUAAUAAAGACACUUCAAUAAUUACCACGGCUUAUGUACAUUUCCUGCAAGGGAAAUUAUGCGUGACUACAUUGUAGAAAUGUGGUUUAUCGUGCGAUGCUUGGAGGGAGACAGCUUUUUAAAAUCGGCACUCCCUCGAUGCAUCGUUUCGUAAAUUGCA